This is a messenger RNA of Fundulus heteroclitus (mummichog), 1544 nucleotides long. Its product is annotated as growth hormone-regulated TBC protein 1-A. The transcript is spliced from 8 exons. The record is from RefSeq and is a predicted model, not a curated record. NCBI's taxonomy places the organism in Eukaryota, Metazoa, Chordata, Actinopteri, Cyprinodontiformes, Fundulidae. Bases 117 to 1166 code for a protein of 349 amino acids.
GCUGCUUUGUUGCUCUCUGGGCGUUGGGGAUGAAGUAAGUCACCUUCAGGUCGCAGGGCGCUCGGACGACUGGAGCGGCGGCGGCGGUCUGACGAUGGACAGAGACACGAACGGAGAUGCAGCUCAGCCUCCGGCAUCCCACCACGAAAGCACCAAGACUGUGUUCUCCCCCAUGCAGGAUCGACUCCUACGGCUUCGAGCGGCGCCAUGACUUUGACUCCUACAAGGAGAUGAUGAACGAGUACGUGGCCGUGCUCGACAGGAGGUCGACCAGGUGGUCCAAGCUCCUGCAGGACAAACCCAACGUGGAGAAGAAUCUGACGGUGAAAAGAUACGUGCGUAAAGGUGUCCCUAACGAGCACCGAGCCAGGAUCUGGAUGGCGGCGAGCGGUGCUCAGGCACAGAUGGACAGCAAGCCGGGUUACUACCAGUCUUUGUUAGCCGUGGAGCACGAUGCCAGGCUGAAGGAGACCAUUCACACAGACAUGCACCGGACCUUCCCUGACAACAUCCUCUUCAAGAGCCGGACGGAGGAGGGCCUGCAGAAGGAUCUGUUCAACGUGCUGCUGGCCUACGGACACCACAACCCGGCUGUGGGCUACUGUCAGGGGAUGAACUUCAUCGCAGGCUACCUCAUCAUCAUCACCAAGGACGAGGAAAAAUCCUUCUGGCUAAUGGACGCGCUGCUGGGCAGAAUACUCCCGGACUACUACAGCCCGGCCAUGCUGGGACUGAAGGUGGAUCAAGAGGUCCUCGGGGAGCUGGUGAAGACUAAAGCCCCGGCGGUGGGGCAGCUCAUGGCCCAGUAUCCCGGCAUAUGGACGCUGGUGGUGUCACGCUGGUUCAUCUGCCUCUACAUCGACAUCCUGCCGAUAGAGACAGUCCUGAGGAUCUGGGACUGCCUGUUCUACGAGGGCUCCAAGGUUCUGUUCCGCGUCGCCCUGACCCUCGUCCUCCACCACCGGACGGAGAUCCUGAGGGCCCGCUCGCUGCCCGACGUGUGCGAGUGCUUCAAGCAGAUGACCUGUGGCUCCUUCACUCUCGACUGCCACACCUUCAUGCAGAAAAUAUUCACGGAGCCGGGGAGCCUGUCGAUGACAACGGUGCAGAAACUGAGAGAGAAAUGCAGAAAACAAAUCCUGGAGGAGGAAUCCCAACAACCGUGACGUUUAGUAACCCCAUCCCACACUUUUUUCCCCCUCUUUACCACCUAAAGUUAUAAAACAAUAUGAAAAAGGGAUAAAACAGAAGAAUGAAGCCUGUCUUGCUUGCUGCUGGAUAUAUUUGCAGAGAUGUUGGUGGAUUUCUGAUACCCUAAUAGAUAGAUAACACUGUGAUUCAGCAGCCUGGUUGCACAUUUUCUGAGCCUUUUCUUUGGUUUAUUUUUUUAAUGUUUCUGCUUUUCACACGAUGAAGAUUAUUUUAUUAUUUGCAUAAACUCUCAGAACCCCUCAUGUAACUUUAGUCCAUGUUAUUGCUGCAUUGGCAGCUUUUCUUUGUUUGUCUCUUGAGUUGAACUGAAGAAGUAAAAUUGUACAGCUCGA